CUCUCUUCAUAAACACACAUACAAGAUUCUACAAAAAUGAUCAAACUGAAAUCAAGUAGACUUUCACGAAGCCUUUCUAAGCUACGCAACGGCGGUAGCAAUCGCAAUGAUGGUGGUAAUAAAGGAUGUGACAAGAUGCAAGGUGAAACGGUCAUGAAAAUGGGCGAAGUUAAAUGGGAGUUGCGUCCUGGUGGUAUGCUUGUGCAAAGGAGAGAGAUCGGCGGUGAGAGUGUAGCGGAAGGGAUCAUUACUAUUCGCGUCACAACGGUUUCAGAGUGGCAUGAUAUAUCUAUUCGCGCAACUUCAACUUUUGGAGAACUUAAGAUGAUAUUAUCAACGAUAACAAGUUUGGAGGCAAAAGAGCAAAGAGUAUUGUUUAGAGGGAAAGAAAGAGAAGAUGGAGAACACCUACACAUGGUCGGGGUUAGAGACAACGACAAAGUGUUGUUAUUGCAAGAUCCAGCGAUAAAGGAGAUGAAGCUUCGUGGAUUAGCCAAACCGCAAAUAUAUCGCACAAUUACUGUAUAAUAGAGCUAAAAUCAAUAACUUGUACUUGUGUGGUUGAACUUGUAACUAAGAUAAUACAAGUUCAACUCUUAUUUUUACCCUCUUAUUUUUUAAGGGUAAGAUAUUAAUUGUUUGUGAUUUGUUUUUUAUAUAAUUAGAAGAGUGUUGUAUGCAAGAAACCUAUUGUUAGGUAUUAUACAAAUAUAUAAUGGAAAUGUAAACUCAAGAUUAUUAAUAUACUAAGAGAAUUAGAACUAGAUAAA
Helianthus annuus (common sunflower) is the source of this 770-nucleotide messenger RNA. Its product is annotated as BAG family molecular chaperone regulator 2. Lineage: Eukaryota; Viridiplantae; Streptophyta; Magnoliopsida; Asterales; Asteraceae. The record is from RefSeq and is a predicted model, not a curated record. Bases 37 to 528 code for a protein of 163 amino acids. The transcript is spliced from 2 exons. Gene Ontology annotation, molecular function: protein binding.